This is a messenger RNA of Letharia columbiana, 459 nucleotides long. RefSeq lists its product as uncharacterized. The coding region runs from base 1 to 459 and encodes 152 amino acids. The record is from RefSeq and is a predicted model, not a curated record. The transcript is spliced from 3 exons. NCBI's taxonomy places the organism in Eukaryota, Fungi, Ascomycota, Lecanoromycetes, Lecanorales, Parmeliaceae.
AUGGCUGGACGUAGGAUCGUGUACGUCGGCCUACCUGUUGCAGCAAUUGGAGGAUACUACCUCUACGCUGCUGGAGGGGAACCCAAGGUCGCGCAGAAGAAAGCCGAGCAUGAUGCCGAAAGCGCCAAAGCCUCGUUGAAAGGCCAGAACAUCUCCGGUGCGGAAGCGAAGAAACAGGGUGAAGAAUGGGCACAGAUCGCGGGCUCUAAGAUCGAUCACACCGUCGAUGAUGUCCGCAACAAGGUUCACGACGCCGACAAGACUAUCUCUGCCAAAGUGAGCGAAGCCGAGGCCAAGUUCGAAAAACUCAAGAACAAUACCGCUUCUCAGUUCGACAAGUCUAAGAAUGAUACCAAAAAGGAGUUCAAUCAAUCCAUUGACAAUUUUGAUAAGACGGUGGAGAGGAAAACGGCGGAGGCGAAGAGUGGGAUCUCGAGCUGGUUUGGGUUUGGCAAGUAG